Manis pentadactyla (Chinese pangolin) is the source of this 3587-nucleotide messenger RNA. RefSeq names its product frizzled class receptor 8 (gene FZD8). The coding region runs from base 811 to 2865 and encodes 684 amino acids. Gene Ontology annotation, molecular function: Wnt-protein binding; Wnt receptor activity. The record is from RefSeq and is a predicted model, not a curated record. The transcript has a single exon. Gene Ontology annotation, biological process: canonical Wnt signaling pathway; non-canonical Wnt signaling pathway. NCBI's taxonomy places the organism in Eukaryota, Metazoa, Chordata, Mammalia, Pholidota, Manidae. Gene Ontology annotation, cellular component: plasma membrane.
AAGGAAGGAGGAGGAGGAGGAGGAGGAGGAGGCGGCGGCCGGGCGCGGGCCGCACCGCUCAGGUGUCUGCGCCGCUCCGGUCUGGAUCUGGUUCCGUGCGUCGCGAGAAGGGGACUGCCCACGUCUCUACCGAUCGCCGGGCGGAGCGCGCAGCGGACUUUUACCGGAGGCGGAGUCUGUCGCUCCCGGCGGCGGAACGACUGGCCGACGCCGGGGAAAGAGGGCGGCGGCCUCGGCUGAGGCGGGUCCCUAACUCCGGCGACGGGGGCGCGGCUUUGAGGGCAAGCAUGAGCCCGUGAGGGCAGAAAGGGGGCCGCAGAGGCUGACCGGCGCGGGGAGCGGCCUGGCCCAGCCAUCUUGACUGCGCAUCGCGGCCCAAGAGGAAACUUGCGCCUCCGCCUUCUGUGCUCACAAAGUCACCGGUGCCGACGCCCCACGAAGUGGCCGGGCACGGGCGAGAGGCGAGCGAGAGAGGGACGAUGAGCCGGGGGCCAGCCGCUCUGCUGCGAGAGGGCUGAGCUGGGACGGAGGAAGCAGGGCAAACCCUCGCUGCGGACCGUGCGCACGCCUGCGGCCAGACUUCGCUCCCCGGAGCGGCGGACUGCGGGGCGGCCCGCCUCUGCCCAGCUGCGGACCGCGCCAGGCGGACGCGUUCCGGGGAGUCACCGGGUGAUCAGCAGUCGACCUCCCGGGAGAGGCAAGUCACCAGCAGAGCCCCUGCUCUCCUCUUCUCCGGCCCUCUCGCCGGAUCCCCCGGCGCCCCUCCGAGCGCCGCCUGGAGGGCGAGGGCGCAGGUCCGAGGCGCGCAGCAUGGAGUGGGGAUACCUGUUGGAAGUGACCUCGUUGCUGGCAGCCUUGGCGCUGUUGCAGCGCUCGAGCGGUGCUGCGGCCGCCUCCGCCAAAGACCUGACGUGCCAAGAGAUCACCGUGCCGCUGUGCAAGGGCAUCGGCUACAACUACACCUACAUGCCCAACCAGUUCAACCACGACACGCAGGACGAGGCGGGCUUGGAGGUGCACCAGUUCUGGCCGCUAGUGGAGAUCCAGUGCUCGCCCGACCUCAAGUUCUUCCUGUGCAGCAUGUACACGCCUAUCUGCCUGGAGGACUACAAGAAGCCGCUGCCUCCCUGCCGCUCGGUGUGCGAGCGCGCCAAGGCAGGCUGCGCGCCCCUUAUGCGCCAGUACGGCUUCGCCUGGCCGGACCGCAUGCGCUGCGACCGGCUGCCGGAGCAGGGCAACCCCGACACGCUCUGCAUGGACUACAACCGUACCGACCUCACCACUGCCGCGCCCAGCCCGCCGCGCCGCCUGCCGCCGCCGCCCCCGGGCCAGCAGCCGCCCUCCGGUAGCGGCCACAGCCGCCCGCCAGGAGCCAGGCCCCCGGCCCGCGGCAGGGGCGGUGGCGACGGGGAGGCUGCGGCUCCCCCCACGCGCGGCGGUGGCGGCGUCGGCGGGAAGGCACGGCCCCCUGGUGGCGGUGCAGCUCCCUGCGAGCCAGGCUGCCAGUGCCGGGCACCCAUGGUGAGCGUGUCCAGCGAGCGUCACCCGCUCUACAACCGCGUCAAGACCGGCCAGAUCGCCAACUGCGCGCUGCCCUGCCACAACCCCUUCUUCAGCCAGGACGAGCGCGCUUUCACCGUCUUCUGGAUCGGCCUGUGGUCUGUGCUCUGCUUCGUGUCCACCUUUGCCACCGUCUCUACCUUCCUCAUCGACAUGGAGCGCUUCAAGUACCCCGAGCGACCCAUCAUCUUCCUCUCGGCCUGCUAUCUCUUCGUGUCCGUCGGCUACCUGGUGCGCCUGGUGGCGGGCCACGAGAAGGUGGCCUGCAGCGGCGGCGCGCCCGGCACGGGCGGCGCGGGCAGCGCGGGCAGCGCGGCGGGCGCGGGCUCCGCGGGUGCGGGCGCGGGCGGCCCGGGCGGGCGUGGAGAGUACGAGGAGCUGGGCGCUGUGGAGCAGCACGUGCGCUACGAGACCACGGGCCCGGCGCUGUGCACCGUGGUCUUCCUGCUCGUCUACUUCUUCGGCAUGGCUAGCUCCAUCUGGUGGGUGAUCCUGUCGCUCACAUGGUUCCUGGCAGCGGGCAUGAAGUGGGGCAACGAGGCCAUCGCCGGCUACUCGCAGUACUUCCACCUGGCCGCGUGGCUCGUGCCCAGCGUCAAGUCCAUCGCCGUGCUGGCGCUCAGCUCCGUGGACGGCGACCCGGUGGCGGGCAUCUGCUACGUGGGCAACCAGAGCCUCGACAACCUGCGUGGUUUCGUGCUGGCGCCGCUCGUCAUCUACCUCUUCAUUGGUACCAUGUUCCUGCUGGCUGGCUUCGUGUCGCUUUUCCGCAUCCGCUCGGUCAUCAAGCAGCAGGGAGGCCCCACCAAGACGCACAAGCUGGAGAAGCUCAUGAUCCGCCUGGGUCUCUUCACCGUGCUCUACACCGUGCCCGCCGCCGUCGUGGUCGCCUGCCUCUUCUAUGAGCAGCACAACCGCCCGCGCUGGGAGGCCACGCACAACUGCCCGUGCCUGCGGGACCUGCAGCCGGACCAGGCGCGCCGGCCCGACUACGCCGUCUUCAUGCUCAAGUACUUCAUGUGCCUGGUAGUGGGCAUCACCUCGGGCGUGUGGGUCUGGUCCGGCAAGACGCUGGAGUCGUGGCGCGCGCUGUGCACCCGCUGCUGCUGGGCCAGCAAGGGCGCCGCGGGGGGCGCGGGGGCUGGGGGCGCCGGCGGGCCUGGGGGCGCGGGGGCCGGCGGGGGCGGGAGCGCGGGCAUUGGUGGGGGCUCCCUCUACAGCGACGUCAGCACCGGCUUGACGUGGCGGUCUGGCACGGCCAGCUCCGUGUCGUAUCCAAAGCAGAUGCCAUUGUCCCAGGUCUGAGCGGAGGGGAGGAGGCACCCGGAAGGAAUGGGGAGGCGGCGUGAGGAGCUAGUGCUCCGCAGGGAUCGUGGACCCGCUGAGGUUUCCACCCCUUCACCGUGUUGAUUGCUAUUAGCAUGAUAAUGAACUCUUAAUGGUAUCCAUUAGCUGGGACUUAAAUGACUGUCUUAGAACAAAGUACCUGGCAUUGAAGGCUCCCAGACCCAGCCCCCGUUCCUCCAUUGAUAAGCGGGGAGCUCUUCCCGCCGGGCGUUAAUUUCUUUUGGCAGAGGAGGUUGAACUCGGCUGCGUUUCCACUACCCGAGGGUUGGGGCCCUCGCUGGCUGCCACUUGCUGAGCUUGAAGCCAGACCUACAGAUUUCACCUGAGGGACCUAUUUUCUCCCUCGACUCUCCUACGUAAACUUUUACUCCUAACAUAUCCUAGAGGAGGGAUGACUCCGACCUAAUGGGAUUGCACGGUUUGGGUCUUCUUCAUGACCAGGCAAAUGCCUUAAAUAAACAAUCAAGAAAUGUCUUAAUUAUACACCCCAAUUAAAUACGGGUUUCUCACAUUAGAGGAUGUAUUUAUAUAAUUAUUUGUUAAAUUGUAAAAAUGUGUAAAAUAUGUACAUAGCCAAAGAUAUACAGACUGUACAUUUUUUGUAAAAAGUUUAGAAGCCACUCCUGUAAGAACAAAUAUAAGUAUUCUAUUUUGUCAAUAAAAUGACUUUUGAUAAAUGA